AUGCGCAUCUUGCGCGCCCUACCGCGCGCUCGUCCAUCUGUUCCCUCCCCCAGAGCAGCCCGCACGACGGCAGCGCCCGCCUUCCACACCCUACGCCCCCUUCAGCAGUCCUCAAAGGCCAAGCAAGAAAAGCCGCCCGCGAUCGCCGAGAAGACAAAGCCCACCGAUCUGGCCGACUUUGACGUUCUGGGCUCGACACCGAUCCCCUCAACCAACAUCGAGGCGACUCUUCCGCGCGGCUUCCUCCUCAACAGCGGCCUCUCCAUCUUCGACGGCGCGGGCGCGCUGCUCGUUAACGGCGAGGCGUUUGCCUGGCGGCCGUGGCUCGCGAAGAGGAAGCCCGGCGUGUCCGAGGAGGAGAGCCUGACGCUUGUGAACAAGAAGGGACAGUUUGAGCUGCCGGCGGAGGCGUUUGCGGUGCUGUCGCUGAUGUGGCCACGGCCUGAUCUGCUUGUGCUCGGUGUUGGGCCGACCAUCCGACCUUUGAGCCCCGAGACGAGGAAACAUAUCAGUGCACUCGGCAUGAGGAUUGAGGUCCUUGACACGAGGAACGCGUCCUCCGAGUUCAACAUGCUGGCGACGGAGAGGGGAGUUGAGGACAUUGCGGCGGCACUGAUACCGCUUGGUUGGGUCGAGGGUAAGGGUGCUGUUGAAUAG
Verticillium dahliae VdLs.17 is the source of this 657-nucleotide messenger RNA. RefSeq names its product DUF498 domain-containing protein. Gene Ontology annotation, biological process: mitochondrial respiratory chain complex I assembly. Gene Ontology annotation, cellular component: mitochondrial inner membrane. Lineage: Eukaryota; Fungi; Ascomycota; Sordariomycetes; Glomerellales; Plectosphaerellaceae. The transcript is spliced from 2 exons. The record is from RefSeq and is a predicted model, not a curated record. Bases 1 to 657 code for a protein of 218 amino acids.